CAUGGCCACCUCGCCGGCUGUGGCGCUUGGUCCGGACCCGCUGGGCUCCCGGGGGUGCAGUUCCCGUGGUCUAGCCUCAGAAAUUGCAUCUCCAGUCUCCCCAAUGACUCCCUUCUCAACCCAGUGGGUACCCAGGUGUCUCCAAGUCUCAGACACUUGGGUGAACAAGAGAAGUUUACUGAGGAAAUGGUAAUUCUCCAGUUGCUCACUGAGGUGUCCCGUGUCCAGUUGCAGCCCAUGGAGAUCCAGUUCAAUUAUGAAUCGCAAGAACACCUGUCAGGUGAGAAGCAAUGUAAUACAGCUAGUGGCUCAGAUGGUGAGACUAAAACCAAGCUUGGAGCGUCACCUUCAAAAGAGGAUGUUUCAGCAAAAAGUGAGCAAUUGAUUGAAGGUUCUGGCAAACCCAAGGAGGAUAUUCUCCAGGAUUCUGACUGCAAAGAAUUCUUUGAAUUUGGGGAAACAUUAAAUGAGAAAGGUCAGAACCUUCUUAAAAGAAGGCAAUAUAGCUGUGAUGAAUGUGGGCAAAGCUUUGCCUGGAGUGCAGGUCUUAUUAGGCAUCAAAGAACCCAUUGGGAGAAACCCUAUGAGUGCGAUGAAUGUGGAAAGGCCUUUCGUGUCAGCUCAGCAUUGGUUCUACAUCAGCGAAUUCAUACUGGGGAGAAGCCUUAUCCUUGCAAUUGGUGUGUGAAGAGUUUCAGUCGGAGCUCAGACCUUAUUAAACACCAGAGAAUCCACACUGGUGAGAAACCUUACAAAUGUGAUGAAUGUGGUAAAGCCUUCAGUCAGAGCUCCGAUCUUAUUAUACACCAGAGAAUCCAUACAGGAGAAAAACCCUAUCAGUGUACUUAUUGUAGUAAAAGUUUUAGCCAGCGUUCAGACAUGGUUAAACAUCAGAGAAUCCAUACUGGAGAGAAGCCUUAUACGUGUAAUCACUGUAAUAAACAUUUUAGUCAGAGUUCUGAUGUUAUAAAACAUCAAAGAAUUCACACUGGUGAGAAACCAUAUAAAUGUGAUGUAUGUGGAAAAGCCUUUAGUCAGAGCUCGGAUCUUAUUUUACAUCAGAGAAUCCACACUGGAGAGAAACCAUAUCCAUGCAGUCAAUGUAGUAAAAGUUUCAGUCAGAACUCAGACCUUAUUAAACAUCGAAGAAUCCACACUGGAGAGAAACCUUAUAAAUGCAGUGAAUGUGGAAAAGCUUUUAAUCAGAGCUCAGUUCUUAUUCUGCAUCAAAGAAUUCACACUGGAGAGAAACCCUACCCAUGUAAUCAGUGUUGCAAAACCUUCAGUAGGCUUUCUGAUCUUAUUAAUCAUCAGCGAAUUCACACCGGAGAGAAGCCUUACCCAUGUGAUGAGUGCAAUAAAAUGUUUAGUCGCAGGUCAGAUCUUGUUAAACAUCAUAGAAUCCAUACAGGUGAGAAGCCCUAUGAAUGUGUUGAGUGUGGGAAAACCUUUAGUCAGAGCUCAAACCUUAUUCUACACCAGAGAAUCCACACUGGAGAAAAACCCUAUCCAUGUAGUGACUGCGCUAAAAGUUUUAGUCGUCGUUCAGACCUUGUUAAACAUCAAAGAGUACACACUGGAGAGAAACCUUAUACAUGUAAUCAGUGUAAUAAAAGUUUUGGUCAAAGCUCAGACCUCACUAAGCAUCAGAGAAUACACUCUGGGGAAAAGCCCUAUCACUGUGAUCGUUGUGAGAAAGCCUUCAGCCAGAGUUCCGACCUCAUUCUUCAUCAGAGAAUCCACACUGGAGAAAAGCCCUAUCCAUGUACACAGUGCAGCAAAAGCUUCAGUCAGAACUCGGACCUUAUCAAACACCGGAGGAUCCACACUGGGGAAAAGCCAUAUCCCUGUAAAGAGUGUGGAAAGGCGUUCAGUCAGUGCUCAGCACUUAUCCUACACCAGAGAAUCCAUACUGGUGAGAAACCAUAUCCAUGUGUUCAGUGCGGCAAAUGCUUCAGUCGACGUUCCGAUCUCAGGAACCAUCGGAGAGUCCACACGCGUGACAAGCCAUAUGGAUGUGACAUGUGUGAAACAGCCUUGAGCACCUGUACAGAUCUCUCUGAACACCAGAGGAUCCACUCUGAAGAGACACUUUUCCAGUGUGUGCAUUGCAGCAGGCGUUUUAGCCAAUUCUCUGAGCUCACUAGUCACGAGAAAGCCCAUUCUGGAGAUGGCGGUAUGAAGGUGCUAGGAGAAUCUCUAACAUACACGCCAAUUUUAUUCAGCACCAGAGAGACCGUACCAGAAAAAAGUGCUCUGAAUGUUGUUGAUUAUGAAAAGGACUGUAAUCAGUGCUCACUUCCUGUAUAACCCUAAAAAGAAAAUCACAAAAGAUUAAGAAAACAUUAAUUCUCAUGAUGUAAUCUAAUUCAGAGUACGGACAGGAUUGCUAAAGAAAAGUUCUAAGGAGAUACGGAGACUCCGGAUUGCAGGGGAAUCUUUUGUUUAGUGGACAUUUUACUCAAUAAUGGGGAAAAUUUUUCUUUGCUAUAAUGUAAGAAAAAUUCUAGUAUUCCUUUUUUUUUUUUUACUUUUUUCACUUCACUUUUUGUUAUUUUUCUCUGUUCUUUGUUUCUUUGAAAAGUUCUAGCCUUUCCAAGAAAAUUGAUGAUAGAAAAUUUCAUCAUUGUACAAAAAUGUGGUAAUUGAACAAAAAUGAUAUUAAUGCAAAACCUUAUCAGAUGAUAGAAAAAUGAAUGUGGGGAGAUAGUCAAUCAGAACUUACAAAAAUUGUAUGAAUGUUAUAAUUUCAAAUCUUUAGUGAGUCCAAAUUAAUUAUUGUACAUCAGAGAAGUUAUGGAGGCAAAUAUAUGGAAAACUUAAAUUUCCUCCACAUCUUGAUUGUUUUUCACUCUGAUAUCACAUUUAGACAGUUCAGUUCAGAUAUCCUAUCUUAUGCUAAUGUUAGUUAUCUAAGUUUCCUGUGUGUAAACAGCAAACCCCCACUUUUUUUUUCUUAAUUAUCUGACUUUUAAUGGACAUGAGAAUGUGAAAGGCCUUGUAAUGAUCACAGCAAAUAUAAUUUGUUUCACUAUCAAUGCAGCCCCUGAACUAGAGUGGUUUGGAACCAUGUCCUCAACACUACCAUUUAAUCAACUGUUGGUAGCUUCUAAACAAAAAGAAUUUCAUAUAUUAAAGCACGAAGAAUCCCCAUUACUGUUUAUUUUACCAUGUGUAGACAGAACAAAAAUUAUAAGCUAAAGUAAUAUAAAUGAACGACUAAUUUGUAUAGCAUAUGCUGUCUGAAAAUUAAAGACAUUCAUUUUUUCAA
Molecule: messenger RNA, 3271 nt
Organism: Echinops telfairi (small Madagascar hedgehog)
Lineage: Eukaryota; Metazoa; Chordata; Mammalia; Afrosoricida; Tenrecidae
Product: zinc finger protein 271-like
Exons: 3
Coding region: 187-2310 (707 amino acids)
Biological process (GO): regulation of transcription by RNA polymerase II
Molecular function (GO): RNA polymerase II cis-regulatory region sequence-specific DNA binding; DNA-binding transcription factor activity, RNA polymerase II-specific
Source: RefSeq, a predicted model, not a curated record